This is a messenger RNA of Corticium candelabrum, 4850 nucleotides long. RefSeq lists its product as uncharacterized. The record is from RefSeq and is a predicted model, not a curated record. NCBI's taxonomy places the organism in Eukaryota, Metazoa, Porifera, Homoscleromorpha, Homosclerophorida, Plakinidae. Gene Ontology annotation, molecular function: nucleic acid binding. The transcript has 3 exons. The coding region runs from base 1 to 4665 and encodes 1554 amino acids.
AUGGUCGGACAUCGUGUGCUAGCAAAAGAGAAGAUACCGAUUGCUUCAAACGAAUUUGCAGAUGUUCAACAUACAUAUGAUGCGAUUGAGCGGAUCUUGAAACAACUCGAGACACAUGAAGAUGUCAUUCAUCAGCGUCUGCUUAUACCACAAAUUCUGUCAAAGUUUCACGUGGAUACCGUUACAAAAUUGGAGGAAUCUAAAAAACCAAGUGAAAUCUGGACAGUUAAAUCUGUAAGAGAAGCUUUGAAGCACUAUGUAAAGAUUCGUGAGAAUGUCCACCGACGAGCGAGCAAUACAAAGAAAAUGAGUAAUCACCAAUCUCGAGUGAUGGAGAGGCGAUCUUCUUCAGAAGCACUCUCAGUUGCUGCUUCAAUUCGACCAGUCGACACAGAGAAGCACACAACAUUAUUACCUUGCGUUUUCUGCAAUGACAAACAUUACAAUGAAAAUUGUGCAGAAUACAAGUCAUUGCCGGCAAGGAAACAACGACUCCGUGAGUUGGGACGAUGCUUUAUCUGUCUUCAGAAAGGACAUACCUUCACGGAGUGCUGUAACAGACAUCUACGUAAGUGCUACCACUGUAAACAAUCGGGCCAUCACAACCGAGCCUUAUGUCCUCGGAAGACCAAUGACAGCAAGAAGCGAUUCGAAUCAGUUGCCGUAACAACUGAUAUACAAUUACCAAAGACUCAAGAUGACGGGGAUUCCACGUGCAGUGGCGCUGCGAAUACUACUCAAAAUUUAGCAAUUGGUGAAAACGUUUUGCUCCAAACAGUACAGUCUCUAGUUGUAGCAAAUGACCAAUCUGUUAUGUUACGCCUUCUUUUGGAUUCUGCAAGCCACCGUACCUUUAUGACUGAAAGGUUAGCGAAGAAAUUACAGCUUCCCGUGGAACGAAAGGAAUCACUCUCUGUAUCAACCUUUGCAGCAAAUCACUCAAAGGAACUCGACACAUACAUUGUCAAAUUUGAUGUCAUUCUGAAAGAUGGUUCAUCAGUUAAGCUGGAAGCAAACGUGCUCAAACAGCUUACAAGGCCAAUUCAUCGGAGACCACUGCAGUCUUCUGAUAUUCAAUUUCUCAAGGCUCUUUCCCCCGAAUGUCUAGCUGACUCAAUUCCUGAAACUUCUGAAACUGCUAAUAUUGACAUAUUGAUAGGAGCUGACUAUUUCUGGCAAUUCAUCAAUGGCCACAAAAUUGUUCUACCUUCGGGAAUGUUUUUGAUUCCAUCAAAAUUGGGAUAUUUACUCACAGGCAAGUAUCCCGAGCUAGCUGAUGACCACAAUAAAUGUAUCCAUACCUAUUAUGUGAUGACUCAAAUGAGUCAGGCGAUCUCUGAAUUAAACUUCCACUCUGUUCCCGACACAGUGACAAUACAACACAACAGUCUAGAAGACUUUUGGAGUCUUGAAGCUAUUGGAAUCAAAGACACUCCAUACACAAAUGAUGAUGAUGUUGCUCUUGAACGCUUUAAUACAACCAUUUUGUUUCAAAAUGGACGAUAUCAAAUAACGUGGCCAUGGAAAUCAGGACACAAAUGCUACCUUCCUGAUAACCUUUCUCUAGCCUUUGGAAGAAUGAAAUUAUUAUCCAAACGACUACAAAAUGAUAGAUCACUUCUCAAUCGCUAUGACCAAGUUAUAAAAGAUCAAUUGAACCAAGGAAUAAUUGAAAGAGUAACUGAGACCGAAUCAAGUUCUGUAAAACACUAUUUGCCGCAUCAUCCAGUCUUAACCCCAACGAAGGAAACAACCAAACUACGAAUUGUUUAUGAUGGAUCUUCAAAACCAAGAAAGGAACUCAAGAGUCUCAACGAGUGUUUACACAGAGGACCCAUUCUUCUACCGAAUCUAUGUGGUCUUCUGCUAAGAUUUCGAACUUACAAGAUACCUGUUCUAGCUGACAUUGAAAAGGCUUUUCUUCAAAUUGAAAUACAGUCAAAGGAAAGAGACGUUACAAGGUUUCUGUGGUUUAAAGAUGUCAUGAAACCUGACGAGAUAGAAGGAAACCUUGCAACAUACCGGUUUUGCAGAGUACCAUUUGGGUUGAUUUGCAGUCCCUUUCUGUUAGAGGGAACUCUGAAAUUUCAUCUUCAAAGGGAAGGAAGUUCAAUAGCCCAAUCUAUUGCUGAGAACAUAUAUGUUGACAGCAUUUUAGUUGGAGCAGAUUCUCCUGCUAAUGCUUAUCGACUGUUUGAAAGAGCAAGGCAAAUAUUCAAAGAAGCCACUAUGAACUUACAACAAUGGACAUCUAAUUCACUCGAAUUUUUGUCACUUAUACCUGAUGAUCUGAAAGUAAAAGGAAGCAUAGUCAAGGUUUUAGGAAUAACAUGGAAUACCUUGAAUGAUGAACUGACUAUUCUCGAAUCUCGAAUGUUACCGUCAGACCAACACACUACCAAACGAGAAAUUCUCCAGCAUAUUGCACGAAUCUACGAUCCUUUAGGACUAAUUGCACCUGUGACCUUCUAUGGAAAGGUUUUCAUGCAGAAACUAUGGAAAGCCAAUGUGUCCUGGGAUGAGAAACUUUCACCUCGUCAUUGUGACGAGUGGAGUCAAAUUUGCAACAAAUUUCAAUCUCUUUCCAUCUUAAAAAUUCCAAGAUUAUCUGGAGCGAUUGGAAAAGACUCUCAUUGUCAGGUAGUGGUAUUUAAUGAUGCCUCUAUGAAAUCUUAUGCUGCAGCCGUUUAUCUCCUUGUCAAGAAUGGAGAGAGUAUCAAAGUGAAUCUUUUGUUUUCAAAAAUGCGUUUGACUUCGAUUCAAUCAGUUGUUGCAAACGAAGAACAUCAAAAGGAAGGAAAGAAACUUACGUUACCACGACUUGAUUUACUAUCAACAGUGAUUGGAGUCAGAGCUGGAAACUUUGUUAAAGAUCAGCUGAAGCUUCAGAACUCUAAACUAAUAGUAUUUACUGAUUCUCAGUGCGUCCUACACUGGUUGAAAACACCCAAGCCGUUAUCAACCUUUGUUGGCAACAGAAUCAAGGAGAUGCGACAAAGUAACGCUGUUUUCCGCUAUGUUCCAUCAAAUCAAAAUCCAGCAGAUUUUGCGACAAGAGGUAUGUCUGCUUCAGAGUUGGAGAAAAUUCGAUUAUGGUGGCACGGACCAGAAUGGCUGACACUUUCUGUUAAUUCGUGGCCAAACUACAAUGUUCCAGAAGUAAAUACUCAGACGUUGGACUAUCUUGAGUCAGAGACAAAUAAGUCCAACAAAAUUUACGUUGCUACCAACUUUACAAAGAAGUGUAAAGCUGACUUAGAAUCGAAUGAAUGUGACAAUUCACCCUUUCGAAUUGAUGAGAAGCGUUUUUCUUCUCUCCAGAAAUUAAUUCGUGUGACAAGCUACUGUGUAAGAUUUAUACAGAAGAGAAUUUGGAGCGUUUUGAGAAAGGAGACACAAGAAACUAUGUCUUCAAGAUAUGUACUGAUCAAACAAGUGUUCAGAGAACAUUCAAGUUACGCUACCGACCAAGUUCACAGCGUUUGUAUGGCGCGUAUUCUCUGGGAAUAUGCAGUUCAGAAUAGACAAUAUCUCAAUGUGUUGAAUGAUAUGAGAAAGGGGAAAAGAAACAACUUACAACGACAACUUGGACUCCAGAUAGACGAAUGGGGUCUGCUGAGAUGUUAUGGACGGUAUUCAAAUGCAAAUCUUUCCUUUAACGCAAAAUAUCCUAAACUAAUUCCUCGUUUGGAAUAUUUUACACAUUUGGUAAUCAAGGACGCUCAUGAACGGAUGCUUCACAGUGGAGUUUCUCAUACAUUAGCACAAGUCAGACAAGUGUACUGGAUUCCCCAAGGUAAAAGAGAAACAAAAGGGGUAGUGUCACGAUGUACAAUAUGUCGACGAUAUGAGGGUCCACCAUACGCUUUGCCUCCGAUGCCUUCCUUGCCGCGAGAUCGAGUGUCCAAGUCUGAACCUUCUCAGAGUAUUGGAUUGGAUUAUCUAGGACCCAUUUUGGUGAUUGACAGUGAUGAAGUACUUUACUAUUGCUCAUCUGAAAAUAUCACCUGGAAAUUUAUUACGGAAGCUGCUCCUUGGCAAGGUGGAUUCUAUGAACGUUUAGUUGGACUAGUGAAACGAGCACUUAGAAAGUCGAUAGGGAGAAAACUACUUGAUUGGGACGAAUUGGCAACUCUUCUUACAGAAAUCGAAGCUAUUAUAAACACAAGACCUCUGACAUACGUGUUUGAAGACUUUGAAUCAGGAUUUCCAUUAACUCCUGCUCACUUCUUAUCUCAUCACGCGUAUCUCGGAGUACCUGGACCUACUAUUGAAGAUGUGAAUGAUGAGGAAUACCAGCCUAAUAGGGACACUUCCUAUGCGUUGGAAAGAAAAUGGAGACAAGACCAGAAGCGGCUCGACAUCUUUUGGGAUCAUUGGCAUAAGGAGUAUUUACUGAGUUUAAGGGAAACGUUGCCAUUAAGACACAAAGGUGUUAGGUCUGCGAUUGACUCAGUGCCUCAAGAAGGCGAGGUAGUUCUUAUUAAAGAACAAGACACUCCGCGUGGUACUUGGAUGAUGGGAAGAAUUGAAGAGACUAUUGUGGGAGGAGAUAGUAGUGUUCGUUCUGCUAAAGUACGCCUUCCAUCUCACAAGAUCAUCUCUCGACCUAUCAACCUCCUAUAUCCAUUGGAACUACCCGUGAAACACGACCAUACUACCUAAAGCCGGCCCGGAGUGUCAUGACUUUUGUGCCAGAAGUCAAGAACUGUUGUUCUUAAUUUAGCUUGCACGUGCACACUACAGAUUGACAGUUUUGACAAGUACAUGUGAUUGGCAUGCACGUGCACAUCACCUAUUUAAGACAAUUCGUGUUAGUAGUUAGUAGUUGAGUCAUUAGAUUCCGUUCA